GAACAAAUUACGUAGUACACUAGUACCUGUCUUUCAUCUUUUCUUCAUACGAUUCUUUCCCACGACUUCACGGCAAAACACCCACACCAAGGUCGUCGUCCCAAUUUCUCUUUCUCUCUCCUCUUAUCGGGAAACACCGCCGUCGUUGUCGUUAACUAAAAGAGUGACAGAGGAGAGAGAAAGUUAGAGAGAGUUCCAUUGAAGAAAUAAGAUCAUGCUCGCUCUUUUUGCAUGGCUGAUUUCCUUCUUUGUCGUCGUUGUUUACCAGUAAUGGCUACUCCACCAAUUGGAGAAAGUACAUUAGCAAAGCUAAAGCAAGGAUCUCUUCUUUGGUUUUAUGGUUUCAAAGAGGCUUGUUGCGUUCAUAGAGUUGCCAUCUUUUGUUACAGGUCUAAAAGCCUUUUGAUUCGAACUAGUCAAUGUUUUCUCUUCAAUGGAUUUAUUUUUCUGGGCAGUGUAUAUAUAUUGAAAGCAUUUCUUGUUCCUAUGUUGGAAUGGAUAUUGCCAUCUCAAUGCCCUCAUAUUUUGUAUGAAGAAGUAUGGAGAUAUGGAGUGAUUUUGACUAUUUAUUCGACAACGCGAAAACUUCUGAUUCAACUCAUCUAUCUGGUGUGGUUCUAUCCAUUGUACGUGUCCAGCAUUAUACUGAGCAAUAUCUGGUACAAUGAUAUAGCUAAGCAUGGGUUUAUUGCUAUGGGGAAGCAUAAGCCUUCAACAGCACGGAUGGCAGCUGAAAAAGAGGCAUCAAUUGUACAAAUUCCUGGUUCAGAUAAAUCUGCUGGUCUUGAAGGGAUCAUGAUUGGAAUAGGAGAGCAAGUCUACUCAGUUCUUCUCCUGAGCUUCUUCUUCCUAGAGGUUUUUGCCACUGGUUUCAUACCAUAUGCUGGGAAAGCACUCAAUUUCUUGCUACUCUCCUGGAUGUAUGCUUAUUAUUGUUUUGAGUACAAAUGGAAUCUUUCAGGAGUUACACUCGAUCGAAGGCUGGACUUCUUUGAGUCCAAUUGGGCAUUUUUUGCUGGUUUUGGAAGUCCAUGUGUGCUGGCAAUUUUCUUCUUCCCUCCUCUGGAGAGCUAUGCUGUCAUGGCCACUCUUUUUCCUCUGUUUGUUUUGACAGCAACAGGUUCAGAUGCUGAUAAUCUAGUAUCUUCACUGAGGAAGCAGUGGCUUGGCGUAGGAUUAGGAAGGGUUCCUAUAUUUUGUGGCGCUGAUACUGUCUCGAUGAAGGUCUUGUCUUUCCUCCCUUUAAGAUCGCGGGAGCAGAACCAAGGAAAGAAGGCACUUUAAGAAAUUCUUAACAAGUCAUAAAAAUAUUAAGGGAAGAUCAUCAAUUUCUUUUUUCUCUCUUAUCAAAAUUGUGCAUAUAACAGCUUAUAUACAAAAUGUAUAGAGAGUGUGCAACUUGGAUGAUACCAGCUUUUGUACAAUGUAUAUACUAUACGAUAUGAUUUCUUAAUAUAUGAUAUUUAUACUUGUUGGAU
Messenger RNA from Chenopodium quinoa (quinoa), 1478 nucleotides. Its product is annotated as protein EI24 homolog. Lineage: Eukaryota; Viridiplantae; Streptophyta; Magnoliopsida; Caryophyllales; Amaranthaceae. The coding region runs from base 232 to 1284 and encodes 350 amino acids. Gene Ontology annotation, cellular component: endoplasmic reticulum. The transcript has 13 exons. Gene Ontology annotation, biological process: macroautophagy. The record is from RefSeq and is a predicted model, not a curated record.